Botrytis deweyae is the source of this 1460-nucleotide messenger RNA. RefSeq lists its product as uncharacterized. The record is from RefSeq and is a predicted model, not a curated record. Bases 68 to 1342 code for a protein of 424 amino acids. The transcript is spliced from 2 exons. NCBI's taxonomy places the organism in Eukaryota, Fungi, Ascomycota, Leotiomycetes, Helotiales, Sclerotiniaceae.
CAAAUAGCAAAAUGACAUCUUUUCUCUGCACCUAGAGCUAUCUGAUGUACAGAAACACUUCAUACGUAUGCUUCUGUAUCCUAACCUGCGAUUAUGGCGUCAAGGCCGAAGCUGGCUCCGUUUGGCUACUAUUCCCCUCCUCAUUAUGCUAUCAAUCGACUUUCUCUUAACGAUUUCAAUCAGUUCAUCGCUGAGACGAGUUUCUCUAUCCUCGGCCCCAUCCGACAAUGUCACUCGUAAAGAUCGUAUAUUCAUUGCGAGCAUGCAUUGGAACAAUGAGAUCAUUUUACGCUCUCAUUGGAGCGCUGCUCUACUAGAUCUAGUGAGAUAUUAUGGCGUAGACAAUGUCUAUAUCUCCAUUGUAGAAAGUGGCAGUUGGGACGACACCAAGGGUGCUCUGAAGGAUUUAGAUGAGGAAUUGGGGAAGCUGGGGGUAGAGAGGAGCAUUGAGUUGUUGGAUAUUACACACAAAGACGAAGUAGAACGGAUACCCAAUCCAGACGAGGAGGGGUGGAUACAAACGAGUAGGGCCACAAAAGAACUACGUCGAAUUCCAUAUCUUGCAAAAUUGCGAAAUAGAGUUAUGGACAAGCUGAAAAGGCUUGCAGACAGAACAGAUGGUCAAGGAGAACGAUCGUUCGACAAGAUACUGUGGCUAAACGACGUUAUUUUCACGACCGAAGACGUCGUAACUCUGCUCGCAACAAGAGAUGGUGACUACGCAGCGGCCUGUGCAAUCGAUUUUUCCAAACCUCCACUCUUCUAUGACACCUUUGCUCUCCGCGACAUCGAAGGCGAGAAAACAAUCACACAAACCUGGCCCUUCUUUCUGGCUGCCGAGUCGCGGAAUGCGAUGAAGACACGCGCAGCGGUACCGGUUAAAUCCUGUUGGAAUGGAAUAGUAGUCUUCCAAGCGGAACCAUUUUAUGAGAAUCCAUCCUUGCGUUUUCGGGGGGUUCCAGAUAGUCUUGCGCAGUAUCAUCUAGAAGGGUCGGAAUGUUGUCUUAUUCACGCAGACAAUAGUUUGAGUUUGACGAAAGGCGUUUGGCUUAAUCCAAAGGUAAGAGUUUCGUACAAUGCUGAAGCUGAUAGUGUUGUGAAUUCAAAAAGGGGGAAGUGGCCGAGCAAAAGAGAAAUUGUAGAGGGGAUUUGGAGUAAUAGGUGGGCACGAUGGACGGGAUUUCUGAAGAGGUACACCGAACGUUUUUUGGUUCAAAUAAGGGUUCAACGCUGGCGCAGUGAGGCAUUAGUUGUAGGACAAACAGAAGUCCAUGAGAAGGGGGUUUACUGUUUAGUAAAUGAGAUGCAGGUUCUCAAGGAAAAUGGUUGGGCACACAUAUGAUUAUGGCUAUUUCGAAUGAUAAAUUUUUGUUCUUGAUUAUAAAGCAAAGAACCUGAAUAGCGAACAAAAGAUAUUUUGUUGGUUUCACUUCGAUAUUCAAUAUUCUCUAUUUGGUAAU